This is a messenger RNA of Guillardia theta CCMP2712, 1449 nucleotides long. RefSeq lists its product as hypothetical. The record is from RefSeq and is a predicted model, not a curated record. The transcript is spliced from 9 exons. Bases 1 to 1449 code for a protein of 482 amino acids. NCBI's taxonomy places the organism in Eukaryota, Cryptophyceae, Pyrenomonadales, Geminigeraceae.
AUGGCAUCGGCUCACAUGGAAGCUGUUUCGAAGGGGACGCCGGAGCACGGAACUUCCGGGGUCAAGGACAUCGAGGAUGUGACGUCGAGACUGCAUGACGUGGCGUUUGAGGUUCUCUCAUCCAACAGGGCAGACGGAGACAGCGUGAACGCAAUCAGGUCGACUUUGACUUCUUACCUCGAGUUCAGCGAGCACCAUACCGGCAGGGAGGUUGUCAGCGAUAGAAGUUCCUGGGAUCACAAGCAGAAGAAGGAGGAGCUGCGGCACAUCCUUAGCCAGCGAGCUCCGAUCGAUGUCUUCUUUGAGAUCUCGAGGCUGCUGGAUGGGAUGAGGAGGAGGGAGUACGUGGCAGCGCAACUGAGGGCAAAGAUCUUGAAGAGACACAAAUUCCUUUCAGAAACGACGUCCGACCAGCUCUACCACCUGGACAUCAAGGAGAUGGACCUGAAGCGAAGAGUGGAGGAGAGAGACUUUGGGGUCAGUUCUGCAAGGAUAGACUCCCAAGAAGACUUGCUCAUCAAGAAGGUUGCUGUCUCCAUGGACCCUGUGACAAACCUUGUCCUCCAGAUUGCGCUUGGCGAAGGAGGCUCAGAUCGAGUUGUUGUCUUGUCAAGUCUGCAAGAGUCGUUGAAACUGGCCACUGCGGUCCCGAAGCAAAAGGACGUCUCCGAGGCUGAGCUACACAUCCUGACCGAUCGAGCAAAGGCGCUGGUGACUCUUUGCGAGAACCUCCGGGAGGAGUACCUGGACAGGAUGAAGCAGAACGGGCGCUCUCCUCGCUUAGAGCAGCUCUUUGCAAAGCAGAGGAAACAGUACGAAUUCCGCAACCUCCUUCAAAAAUACGGAUCGGCAUCGUCAAACUUAACUGCGAUUCUACAGUCACGCGUAUGCCUCUCCUUUCUCCCAGAUUCUCUUGUUGACGCCUUGUACAUAAAGAUCAGGUCAACUCUCUACAUCAGAAGCAAGUCAGCUCGUGUCCUGCAGCGCUCGAUCAGAUGCUGUGCAUGCCGCCUGCACUUCGUGGGCAUGGCGGGCGCUUGUAAGCUUCUGCAGGCGGUGACAAAGAGGUGCCUAGCUCCAGCACCAGGCGGGAUGGACGUGCAAUCUGUCUCGAGCAUGUCUUCGCGAUCCUUGCGGUCAGGAGUCACAGCCGGGGAUGGGGAGAUCCGAGAGGAAGGCGACGACAGCAUCGGCAUCGGCAUGCUUUCUGGUUCACAUGGGGACCUUUCUGAGGCCAUCAGAAGGAUUCAGGCAUUCGAACGCAAGGUGAAGCAAGCAGAUCGGUCGCAAGAGAAGAAGCUCCGGGACGAGCUACAAUCGUUGAAAGGUGGGUCCGACCAGCAAACUGCUGGUGUGAAUAGUUCCAACGUAACGAGCCUUGAUGAUGUGACCAGGCUCUUCAAUGCACUUGAGGUUCAGAUCGUCAACAUUAUGCGAGCCUUCGUCUAA